CACAGUGCACCGCGACGGGUUUUGCGUCAAGUCUAGUCCGUUGCAUUUUCAAGAUGGCGUCGCUGGGAAGGAGGCGCGGUGUCCCAGUCAACAGGGAGAGGGGAGUGAUGGCGGCCACGGAGUGUUACAUCGUCCACGAGAUCUACAACGGCGAGAAUGCACAGGAGCAGUUCGAGUACGAGCUGGAGCAGGCUCUGGAGGCGCAGUACCGCUACAUUGUAAUCGAACCCACGCGCAUCGGAGAUGAGACGGCCCGCUGGGUGGCCGUGGGAAACUGCCUGCACAAAACCGCUGUUCUGGCAGGGGCCGCGUGCCUCCUGACGCCGCUCGCUCUUCCCGCCGACUACUCCCGCUACGUGGCGCUCCCCGCUGGCGCUCUGAGCCUGGCCUGUGCCACGCUCUAUGGCAUCUCCUGGCAGUUCGACCCCUGCUGCAAAUACCAGGUGGAGUACGACAGUCAGAAGCUCUCGCGGCUGCCGCUGCACACGCUCACCUCCUCCUCGCCAGUGGUUCUGGUUCGACGGGACGACAUCAUCAAAAUAUCUUAA
Messenger RNA from Sinocyclocheilus rhinocerous, 548 nucleotides. Its product is annotated as transmembrane protein 11, mitochondrial-like. The record is from RefSeq and is a predicted model, not a curated record. The transcript has 2 exons. NCBI's taxonomy places the organism in Eukaryota, Metazoa, Chordata, Actinopteri, Cypriniformes, Cyprinidae. Gene Ontology annotation, cellular component: mitochondrial inner membrane. Gene Ontology annotation, biological process: inner mitochondrial membrane organization. Bases 54 to 548 code for a protein of 164 amino acids.